Messenger RNA from Helobdella robusta, 969 nucleotides. RefSeq lists its product as hypothetical. Lineage: Eukaryota; Metazoa; Annelida; Clitellata; Rhynchobdellida; Glossiphoniidae. Gene Ontology annotation, molecular function: protein binding. The coding region runs from base 1 to 969 and encodes 322 amino acids. The record is from RefSeq and is a predicted model, not a curated record. The transcript is spliced from 7 exons.
AUGACUCCAGAAACCACUGCAGGAGGCCGGAAUGAAAAACGGGCGAUGACAACGUUGGGUAAGCCAGAGUUUGCAAGAGUCCUGCAACCAAGAGUGCCUGACUGCGAGGACGAGUUGGAACUGUGCGUGGCCGACAUUAUCCGGGUGCUUCAGAAGUUUAAUAAUGGUUGGUCCAAAGGAGUCCUCGACGAUAACGUAGGAUUGUUUCCAGUUAGCCAUGUCAAAUUUCUCAAACCAUUAUUUGGAGUGCGAGUGCUAUACAAAUACGAGGCCCAGAUGCCUGACGAGUUGGUCUUGCAGGUUGGAGACACCAUCACCGUCCUCGAUGAUGAUCUCGAAGAUGCAGGCUGGUGGUUUGGGGAGAUUGCCGGUAGAGGUGGAAUGUUUCCCAACAAUUUUGUUGAGAGGAUUAAGCAACCAGUGUUGAACCAAGCUGUUAUCAGAAAAAAAUCAAACUUUGGUAGGAACAGUGAAUCAGACAUGAAAGAUGGUUGUAGCAAGAGUUCCUCGCAGCCGACGAACCCUCCUGCCUGGGACAAGUACGAAGAGGAGCGCCAGGAUCAACCAUUCCAACGCCAACCAUCACCAGCAAUCAAAAAUUCUCACCAGUCGUCUAAGGGCCAACAACAACAUCAACUGCAACAACAACAACAUCAACUGCAACAACAACAACAUCAACUGCAACAACAACGGCAACAAUUGUCGCCAACAUCGACGAAAAAGCGCAACAUUUCGCCGAGAAAGGCGGCUUCAGAUGGAGCAGCUGUCCCGGGCAGUAACGUAAACGACGUAAAGGAGGACCUGGCGAAGAUCAGGUUCAACUUUGAAUGGUUCUCCAUGAAGCACGCCAAGACGAUCAGUCAGCUGGUCGAGGAGGUUGAGCAUGAGAAGAAGGAGAGGAAGUCGCUGGAAGGCCAGUUACUGGAACUCAAUCAGAUGGUCAAUAACAAAUUCAAUUUGAAACUUUAA